Messenger RNA from Lampris incognitus (smalleye Pacific opah), 3378 nucleotides. RefSeq names its product zinc finger protein Eos-like. Bases 155 to 1921 code for a protein of 588 amino acids. Gene Ontology annotation, molecular function: RNA polymerase II cis-regulatory region sequence-specific DNA binding; DNA-binding transcription factor activity. Gene Ontology annotation, biological process: regulation of transcription by RNA polymerase II. The transcript has 8 exons. The record is from RefSeq and is a predicted model, not a curated record. NCBI's taxonomy places the organism in Eukaryota, Metazoa, Chordata, Actinopteri, Lampriformes, Lampridae.
GGUACCGGGAGAUGUUGUCGUCACAAGGGAAAUUAAGCAAAUAAAGAACGAGCGGUCUGACGCGACCCCCGGAGGGACGGGUACCGUGUGAGAGCGGCGCCGCUUGGAGGAUGCUCCACAAGUGACCGGCGCCUCGAAACAAACUUGUGAGAGUAUGGAUGCUGAUGACUGCAAUGGCCGGUCUUACGUAUCAGCUAGCGGAGACUCUUCAAUGGAGAGGGAUUUUUCUGGCACCCUUGGAGGUGCAACAGUGAGCACCCCUAACAGCCAGCACACAUCUCCAACUCGCUCCCUCAGUGCCAACUCCAUUAAAGUGGAGCUGUACAGUGAUGAAGAGCCAGGUCGAGGUACAGAGGAUGAAAGAGGAGAGCGGAUAGAGGAGGGGGGUCCAGAGCAAGGAAACGAGGCUGGUGGAGGCUACAGGGAGCUUGCAAGUCCCGACACCAUGCCCACAGGAGCCACCAGGCUGCCAAAUGGAAAGCUUAAGUGUGAUAUCUGUGGAAUGAUCUGCAUCGGGCCCAAUGUCCUCAUGGUGCACAAACGCAGCCACACAGGUGAGCGGCCAUUCCAGUGUAAUCAGUGCGGCGCCUCCUUCACUCAGAAGGGUAACCUGCUUCGUCACAUAAAGCUGCACUCAGGGGAGAAGCCCUUUAAAUGCCCCUUCUGCAGCUAUGCCUGUCGUAGACGAGACGCUCUUACUGGCCACCUUCGCACUCAUUCGGUAUCAUCUCCGACUGGAGGGAAGCCCUAUAAGUGUAGUUUCUGUGGUCGCAGUUACAAGCAGCAAAGUACCCUGGAGGAGCACCGAGAGCGAUGCCACAGUUACCUACAAAGCCUGGAGACACAGCAGCAAAGCAGUGCUCCAAAUUCCAGUAUAGGAGAGGACAUGAGAGAGCUUGAGUUUAUACCCGACUCUCUUCUGCAACCUUCUUCUGACAAGAUGGCUUUCAUUGAUCGGCUGACCAACAGCAUCACCAAGCGCAAGAGAUCUACACCACAGAAAUUUGUAGGGCAGAAACACAUCCACCUCAGCGUGGCAGACACACCAUACGAGCUCAGUGCUGGCUUUGAUAAGGAUGGGGAGAUGCAUCCUGCAGACCUUGAACAGCCACGGUUCACCGGUCUUGGAGGAGAGUACAUACCUGCACCAGGUAGUAGAGGAGGAGGGGCAUCAGACACACUGCAGCCCAUGCGGCUCCCCACCGCUCAUCCUUCAUGUUUAUCAGAGCUCAAGCCAGGCAUCAGUUCUGCUCAUACCCCUCUAGCUCCUCUAGGACCAAGGAUGGACUGUACAGGGGCUGGAGCAGGGUUGGGGGCUGCUGGUGUAGGGGCAAGAGAGGCAGCAGAGGGUCAUGAGGAUCUACCCCUGAGCCAAAGUCACGCUCCCUCCCCUAGCAAUGGAUGCCAGGACUCUACGGACACGGAGAGCAUGCCAGAUGAACCGUACAAUAGCACCGCUCCUACUCUGGCCCUUCACAACAACCAUCAUCAUCAUCAUCAUCAUCAUCUCCUUCAUUCAAACCACAACCCACCUCCUCCUCCUCUGCUGCACCACCACCACCACCACCGGGGAAGGGAAAGACAUAGCCCCAGUCAUGCCAAAGACAGGGAUGGGGAAAGGGAGGAGGUAGGCCACUCAGCUCCGCCGCCUCCGGGCCUUGCUCCAACUCCCGGAUCACCUACAGCGCCCUCCUCCACCUCCAGGGAAGCUUUUCGGGUUGUAGAUGGAGAGGGGCGAGCCGUGCGUUCUUUCCGAUGUGAGCAUUGCCGUGUGCUUUUCCUGGACCACGUCAUGUUCACAAUCCACAUGGGUUGCCACGGUUUCCGCCAGCCCUUCGAGUGUAAUAUCUGUGGCCACCGCAGCCAGGAUCGCUACGAGUUUUCCUCACACAUUGUCCGCGGAGAGCACAUCUUUGACUAAGGACUACCCUACCUGCUUUAUCCAGAACUACUUUUAACACUGACACCAUGACCUGGCUGGGUUUGGUCUGCACAGCGCCCUCAGAAGGGCAGGGAUAGAGCGGUUGUAAGAGGAUGUUUCCAACAGGCAGCAACACAGUCGGUAUAUAACGAUGAUUUCAUAUAUGCACGAUAGAAACCCUGAUUUCAUUCUUCUAAAACUCUAAAAGUAUUAAUCGCUCUUAAUGCACUUUGACCGAAGAAUCAGUUUUAAAAUGCACUUUUGAAUUAUUUUAGGGUAGAUGAAGAGUCAAUGCACUUUUUAUCUGCAGAAGUGCCUUGCUCUGACCUUGUGUACUUUAGCCAGGAUUACAACCUGGUGCACAAAAUACACUUUACAAAUGUGAAUUACUGUACAUCUGUGACCUGAAAAGUUUCCCCUUCCUGCACUUUAACCGAGAUAAUGCACAAAAAAAAAGAGAAAGCUGUCCCUGUGCACUUUGACUUGCCCACAAACUACAACGAAUUGAAGUGUCGGGGGUCCUUUGAACCAGCCCCCGCCUGACAAGCUAGAGGUUAGCUUUUAGCAUUUAGUCAUCAGAGCUGUUUCCUUAUGCUAGAUGUUGUGCAGACCAAACUUAGAAAACCUGGUCUACGUCAAAUAGAUGUAUUUGAGGGGUUGUCCUCAAAUUAGGAUGCACUUUUUGUUUUUGUGCGUGUGUGUGUGUGUGUGUGCGUGAUAGAGAAGUCCCAUGUUCUCUUGCAAGUCCUAAGGUAAGUUAAGUGACAAAUGAAGGCUUUUAUCUGCUGAAUGUAGGGUGGGAUGGCUUAUUAUUAUUAUUAUUAAAUAUGUUGUUUUUUUUUCUAUGAUGGCUUUUGUUGCACUGAUACCUGCCAGAGUACAAUGAUUAUAUUAAACUAUUUUCUAGACGAGCGCAUUUACGAGCUGCACAUUUCUCUGAAGCCACGAGAAGGGGGCGAUAGUGGGUUUUCCUCACUAUGAAAGGAAGAGUAUCACUGCCACUGUUUUUUUUUGGAGAUGACUUGCUGAAGAGGAGAGAGUUUCAAGACAUUUCUGAAAAGUCCUUAAAGAUCUUCUCUUCAUGAAACGACAAACCAAAACUAUUAUAUUUAUCUUCUAUUUAAGAGCUUUUAGUGUAAAUAUUGUGCCUUUCAUCACCCUGACCUUGUUGUCUAAUUUGAAAGACGUGGAUUGCGAACUGAUCCCUCUGCGCAGCGUGUCUACCGGUGAUGUAACCGCGGUGCAGAUGAUGCUUUACAGAUAACCUCGGAAAGAUCUGACCUUGUAUCCCAGUUAACUCUUUCCUGUUCCCGCAUGAGAGCUGAUUUAAAUCGGUUUCCGAGAAGCCCGUCUGUGCAAAUCUCGACACUAUAGAUGCAUGGGAUUUGAUGCCUGCUGCUAUGGUAUGAAUGAGUGUAGUGUGAUAGUUGGCCGCGAUCUCUCUUAAUUAAAUUAAA